CCGAGCAGGAGACCUCGCCAGGAGUAAAAAUGGCGGAGUCGGUGCUAGAAGAUGUCCGAAAGCUCCAGUCUCGGCUCACUAGCGCUUCGGAACCGAAGAAGCUGUUGAAGAGUUUGAAGAGACUUUCUGAACUGCCAAUGACAAUUGACAUUCUUCAGGAGACUGGAGUCGGAAAGAGUGUGAAUAGUUUACGAAAACAUGAACAGGUUGGAAUCUUUGCCAAGAACUUGGUAGCAAUAUGGAAGAAGCUGCUGCCAGUUUCACAGGAAAAAGUGCGGCAUAAUCUUGAACCUACAGAACAUGACCGAAACCUUUCUAGGAAACGACACCGAGAUCUGUUGCCCAAAGAGGGCUGCUCAGAGACACACCAGCCUUCUUGCAGCCAGUCAUACGAGUUGGAUUGUGGAACUAAAAAGGUCAAGAGGUGUUCAGAGCCAGAGAAAUCCCAUCAGGAGGUCAGCUAUGGCAUCCCACAAGACAGGUCAUGGAGGAGAGGGUCCUCUGACCAGGAGUGUUCUGACUAUGGCCAUGCCGUCUCAUCUGAGCUCAGUGAAAGUCCUCAGGAACUCUAUGUGGACCUCUGCCAUGCUGAAGAACAAGAGAAGGAACAAAAAUCCUUUUCUCAAAAGGGGAUGAAAAGCCCCCCAUUUCAGGACCGACCAGAAGUUACUCAUCAUAGGCAUUUCAGUGACUCUCAAGAGAAACCUAGUACAAGUCAGAGCAAAGAGCCUAAAUCUUCUCACAAAGAGAGGCAGCGGCCAGAAGCCAAGGGUGAAGACAAGGCCUCCGUGUUCAGCUCAGAGAGGCUGCCAAAGGCUUCUUCUUCCUUCCACGAAGCUUCCUUACCAGGCAGCAGCAAGGAGAAGCUGAAGGCCCCAGACAGCCUCAAGCGAGAGAAGAAAAAAGAUGGCGCCAGCAGCAGCGGCAUCAAGAGACAGAAGACACACUUUGACUUGGAGGAUAGCUUGAAUGAACAUAGGAAGAAACAAAAAACUCAUGACUUGGAAAAGGCCAAAGCAGAGAAGAUAAAAUUUAGCCUGGAAACCAUAUGUGUAGAUCAGGAGAAACCAAAACCUGAGGGAGACUUUCCUCAUAAGAACAAGGAGAAGAAGAGUUCCAGCAGCUUUAAAACCUCUGAAGCCAAACCCAAAGUCUUCGAAUCACACAAGAGGCCUGCAGGGUUCUCCCCUCCCGGAGAGGUGGAGGAUGAGUACGAGCAGCCCACCAUGUCCUUUGAGUCCUAUCUGAGUUACGACCAGCCUCAGAAGAAAAAAAGGAAGCUGGCCAAGCCGACUACCGCUCCAGCCCCAGAGAAAGCACACAGCAGCAAGCAGAAUGGCUCCAAGUCAAGUGCCAAGAGCUCGGAUGCCAGCCGGAAAGCUCCCAAGCCACCGAGUGAGAAGAAACCGGUGGAGGCCUCUGCACCUAAAACAAAAAAAAUCCUCAUUGAUGUGCUGCCAAUGCUCCCUGACAUUCCAUUGCCUCCAAUUCAGGCAAAUUAUCGCCCUCUUCCCUCACUUGAGACGGUCCCAUUUGUCCAACCAAAGAGGAAAGCCCUCUCCUCCCCAACUGCAGAGGAUGAGGCUGGUUUCACAGGACGUCGGCUGAAUUCCAAGAUGCAGGUGUACUCGGGCUCCAAGACUGCCUAUCUUCCGAAGAUGAUGACUCUUCAUGAGCAAUGCAUCCGGGUGCUCAGCAAUAAUAUUGACUCCAUCUACGAAAUAGGCGGUGUCCCAUAUUCUGUACUUGAGCCUGUUUUGGAACGCUGCACCCCAGAGCAGUUGUAUCGCAUCGAGGAGUGCAAUCACGUUUUAACUGAAGACACAGAUCAAUUGUGGCACAAUCAUUGCCAGCGUGACUUCAAGAAGGAGAAGCCAGAUGAGUUUGAGAGCUGGAGGGAAAUGUACCUACGGCUGCAUGAUGCUCGAGAGCAGCGACUUCUGAUGCUAACGCAAAACAUCCGUUCAGCUCACGCCAAUAAACCCAAAGCCAGAGUAGCUAAGAUGGCAUUUGUCAACUCAACAGUCAAGCCACCCCGGGAAGUGAGGAGAAGACAAGAAAAAUUUGGGACUGGAGGAGCGGCUGCUCCAGAGAAGAUUAAAAUCAAACCUGUAUUGUUCACGGCAACUAAAAGUAGCAGCGUUCACGCAGAAGAGGAACAGGAUUACGACAGGCCCAGUACUAGUAGUGGCCCCUCAUGUUCAUCCAUGGGCAGCACUUCAUCGGUGUCCUAUGACCCAAGGAAGCCCCAGGUGAAAAAAAUUGCACCCAUGAUGGCAAAGACUAUCAAAGCUUUCAAAAACAGGUUUUCUCGACGAUAAAGGAACUGUCAGGCUCCCGUGAAUGCGAAGGAAAAAAAAAAAUCUUAUGGAAGCAGUGCUUACAGGAAAUUGGGGGGUUUUGGGGGAGCCCUCCAAAGCCCUGUUUAAGACCAACUGCACAGUAUUGUUCAAAACCACCUUCCAAUUUCCUCUCUUUGUCCCCGUAAUUUUUGUUUUAUCUGCCAAGUGUUUUGCAAAUGUGAAGUCUUGGCACCUGGCUGAGAAACGAAGGUCCACAAACUAUAGCGCUUUCUUCAGUCUCUUUUUCUGGAUUCCAGAAUGGAAAGAGAACUGCCUUCCACCAUCUGCAGUGUUUUUUUUUUUUGUUGUUGUUUUUUUGUCUCCCCUCGGCCAGUUGUAAGACUUCAGAUCUGCUCUUCUAUUCUCCACUGUGAAAGACCAUCUAUUUUGCAGAUACUGUUCAUGGUUAGCAACCGGUACUAAAGGACCACUUGGGACUUUUAUGAUCUUGGUCAACCUUCCGGCAAGUGAUUUCCCCCAAACAUCAUUUUCUCCUUCUUUCUGUUUUUCAGUCUCAGCUUUUAAGUGUUCAUCUCAUGCCUAAAAACCCUUUGUGCCAGAUACAAGCUGAUUGGCCUUUCUAUACAGGGACAUCUGGAAGGGCCACUGUCGUUCUGUUCAUUUGGCAAAGGAAAAAAAAAAUAAAGUAAGAAAUGGGUACACGUUAUUUUAAACUCGUAGGAAAAACAAAAGCAGCACAACUCAGGAAGCGAAGAAUAAGUCACUUUGCACAAAUCGGGAUUUAAAGCAUUCAUCUGAGGUUUCUUAUUUUAAAAAUGUAUAGACGAUAAGGGGGAUAGGUUCUCCUCUCCCCAUUUUAAAUUGAAAAGAAGGAUUCUCUUCUUUGAUCCCUCUGGUUUUUACAACAGAGCAGGCACUUUAAUUCACUGUUACACCUUAAAGAGCUUCAGUGACAAAAUGUCAUUCAUCUAGGUGCUCUCUACGGGGGAUUCUAGAAAUUGAAGUGACAACACAUCAGCUUGGGUUAGAAAUCAUUUCCAUGGAAAGGAUUGUAGGAACCCCCAGUUUAUUUGUCCCUCUCUAAUGUAGAGGGUGUUUUUAUUUUGGUUAAUGUUGUUUUAAAUUUAGGCAAACGUUACAUGAAUUGGCUUUUAACUUAUGUUUUUAUCUUGUUUAAUGCAGGUUUAAAUUUAAGGAAACAUUACAUGAAUUGGCUUUUAACUUGUGUUUUUAUCUUGUUUAAUGUAGGUUUAAAUUUAAGCAAAUGUUACAUGAAUUGGCUUUUAACUUCAUUAACCAGAUCCCUCUGGUUUUAACAACAGAGCUGGCACUAUAAUUCACUGUUACCCUUAAAGAGCUCCAUUGACAAAGCUUCACUCGUCUAGGUGCUCUUUACGGGGGAUUCUGGGAAUUGAAGAGGCAACACCUCAAGUCGAGUUAUAAAUCAUUUCCAUAGAAAGUAUGGUAGGAACCUCCAGUUUAUUUGUCCCUUUCUAAUGUGGAGGUUGUUUUUAUUUUAUUUAAUGUUGUUUUAAAUUUAGGCAAAUGUUACAUGAAUUGGCUUUUAACUUCAUUAACCAGAUCCCUCUGGUUUUAACAACAGAGCUGGCACUGUAAUUCACUGUUACCCCUUAAAGAGCUCCAUUGACAAAACUUCACUCAUCUGGGAGUUUCCUUAUGUCCCAGAACAGAAAAGGUAGGCCCAGCCAAGGGGGCAAGAUUUGGUCUUUAGUAACAGCAUCCGUUAUGGAAUAAUCUACAAGAACAUUUCAUGCACAGGACAAGCCAGGGGAAAAGAAUUUUGAGAGUGGUCCAUCUCUCUCAAUGCUUAUUGGCUGCUGCUAUUUUAGUCCUGGAAGGGACUCUGAGCUCAUGAUCUUAUAUGUGCUGAUGUUGAUAGGUGUGUGUUGUGCAGGGGAAAGACAGAGCUGGUUUUGGAAGGCUUGAUGGUGUGUUUCCUUUGUGCCAUGGUUGAAUGAAUGUAAAUGUCCAUGUGUUUUAUGAAGGACCCUGACCUUUUCCUGAUAAUAUGGAUGGAGGAAAGAGUGGUUCUCCCAGUGACCUCCUAGUGGCACCAUUCUGAACUCUGGCCUUUGGGCUUUCUGCUGAUACCCAGGUCAUCAUGAGAGUAGCAGUCACAAGAGCCCUGUUAACUUAAAAACCAGUAAUUCCUCCAUAAAAGUAAAGCUGGAGUGGAUAUGUAGUGUGUGCCAUGUGGGAUAAGAAAACCCUCUUGAUGUUCUAUGUUCAGUCCAACAACAUUCUCUCCAACACAUAGGAAAGAGACAGCGUCUUUUAAAAAACCAUCAGAAUUAAAUUUUUAUAUGCAUUUAUAUGUAUUUUGUGUAUUUAUGUAUAUAUACACAUACAUACACUAUGUGUGUAUGUACACCCACAUGAAAUGCAUAUAAAUUGUAAUUACGGUAUAUGCAUUUUGUCUAUGUAAGGAUGUGUAUAUGUAUGUACACAUAUAUCUGUAUGCGUAUAUAUAUGCGUUUGUGUAUAUAGAUAGAUA
Molecule: messenger RNA, 4818 nt
Organism: Thamnophis sirtalis
Lineage: Eukaryota; Metazoa; Chordata; Lepidosauria; Squamata; Natricidae
Gene: ELOA
Product: elongin A
Biological process (GO): transcription elongation by RNA polymerase II
Cellular component (GO): elongin complex; nucleus
Molecular function (GO): protein binding
Source: RefSeq, a predicted model, not a curated record